AUGCCGCGGAUUAUGAUAAAGGGCGGGGUGUGGAGGAACACCGAGGAUGAAAUUCUCAAAGCUGCGGUUAUGAAAUAUGGCAAAAACCAGUGGUCUCGUAUUGCAUCUUUGCUACACAGGAAAUCUGCCAAACAAUGCAAAGCCCGAUGGUAUGAAUGGCUGGACCCUAGUAUUAAGAAGACAGAAUGGUCUCGUGAGGAGGAAGAGAAGCUGCUGCACUUGGCCAAGCUGAUGCCUACACAAUGGAGAACUAUUGCCCCAAUCAUAGGCCGCAGCAGCUCAGUGUCUGGAACAUUAUGAAUACUUAUUAGAUAAAGCUGCACAGAGAGAUAAUGAAGAGGAGGCCGCAGAUGACCCCAGGAAGCUUAAACCUGGAGAAAUUGACCCAAAUCCAGAAACAAAACCUGCCAGACCAGACCCGGUGGACAUGGAUGAAGACGAACUUGAGAUGUUGUCUGAAGCCAGAGCACGUCUAGCCAAUACUCAGGGUAAGAAGGCCAAGAGAAAAGCUAGAGAAAAGCAACUUGAGGAGGCAAGGCGUUUGGCGGCUCUUCAGAAGAGGCGGGAGCUGCGAGCAGCAGGGAUUGAGAUUCAGAAGAAAAGAAAGAAGAAGCGGGGUGUGGAUUACAAUGCUGAGAUCCCAUUUGAGAAGAAGCCCGCACCAGGAUUCUAUGAUACCUCAGAAGAGAACUAUGAUGCUCUGAAUGCAGACUUCAGAAAGUUGCGGCAGCAGGACCUGGAUGGGGAGCUGAGAUCUGAAAAAGAAGCACGAGAGAGGAAAAAGGACAAGCAGAACAUAAAAAGGAAGAAGGAAUCUGAUCUACCUGCUGCCAUCCUUCAGACAACUGGUGGGGUCUCUGAGCUGACAAAGAAGAGAAGCAAAUUAGUUCUGCCUUCUCCCCAGAUAUCGGACGCAGAGCUGGAGGAAGUAGUAAAGAUUGGCCAGGCCAGUGAGCUUGCCCGCCAGACAGCAGAGGAAUCUGGAAUCACAAACUCUGCAUCCAGCACCUUGCUUUCUGAAUAUAAUGUUGCCAAUAACAGCAUCGCCUUGAGGACGCCCAAAACUCCUGCCGCACAGGACCGCAUCUUGCAGGAAGCCCAGAACUUGAUGGCACUUACAAAUGUUGAUACCCCUUUAAAAGGUGGGCUUAACACGCCCCUCCACGAAAGUGAUUUCUCAGGGGUAACUCCACAGCGACAAGUGGUGCAGACCCCAAACACGGUGCUGUCCACACCAUUCAGAACACCCUCUCAGACCUCUGAGGGUUUAACCCCUCGUGGUGGCAUGACUCCAAAGCCAGUUAUCGGUGCCACACCAGGUAGAACACCACUGCGAGACAAGCUGAACAUAAAUCCAGAGGACGGAUCGGUAGAUUAUAAUGACCCAGCUUACAUAAAGCAAUUGGAAAGAGAAUCGCGAGAACAUCUACGCCUGGGUUUAAUGUCUCUGCCAACCCCAAAAAAUGACUUUGAGAUUGUCCUGCCAGAAAAUGCUGAGAAGGAACUAGAAGAGCGCGACAAUGAAGAGACAUUUGUAGAAGAUGCAGCAGAUGUAGAGUCUCGCAAACAGGCAAUUAGAGAUGCACAGCGGGCAAAAGAGUUAAAACAACGGCACCGAGCAGUACAGAGGGAUUUGCCCAGACCAUCAGAGGUAAAUGAAACUAUACUGAGACCUUUUAAUGUAGAGCCACCACUGACGGAUCUGCAGAAAGCUGAAGAGAUGAUCAAAAAGGAAAUAAUCACAAUGCUUCAUUAUGACUCUCUCCACAAUCCGUACGGUGACAAUGCAGCAAACAGGAAAGGGAAGAUGCCCAGCUCUGUUACCACCAAUGCUGAGCAUGUGACCUACUUGGAACAGAGCCCAUAUGAAAAACUAACUCAAGAAGAGCAAAAAUACGCAGAGGAUCUGCUAAAGCAAGAGAUGGAGGUAGUCAAGCAAGGUAUGGGUCAUGGAGACCUCUCUCUGGAUGCCUUCAAUCAGGUGUGGGAGGAAUGUUAUAGCCAGGUGCUGUAUCUGCCUGGACAAGGGCGUUACACCCGAGCCAACCUGGCAAGCAAGAAGGACAGGAUAGAGUCUCUGGAGAAAAAGCUAGAGAUUAACAGGGCUCACAUGACUGCAGAAGCCAAAAGAGCGGCUAAGAUGGAGAAGAAACUGAAAAUUUUACUUGGCGGUUAUCAGUCUCGAGCCAUGGGACUUAUAAAACAGCUCAAUGAGAUCUGGGAUCAGUACGAGCAGGCGAACUUGGAGUUUAAGACAUUCGAAGAGCUAAAGAGACACGAGGAUGUCGCUAUUCCCAGGCGGAUAGAGGUAAAUGCUUUCUAUCCAAAUUAA
This is a messenger RNA of Staurois parvus, 2332 nucleotides long. Lineage: Eukaryota; Metazoa; Chordata; Amphibia; Anura; Ranidae. The record is from the annotation of a GenBank genome assembly.